UCUUCGAGAGCCGUGUGUUGUUGUUCGUGUUCCAAGUAGGCCGUGUCGUGGCUCUCUUUUUUCGUAGGUCAACGCUUGCUAGCGCUGCCCAGAGUUGCACACACAGGUGAAGGUGGCGUGAAGAGCGCGGCUGACUUGCCAUUAGCGGCUUGAUUGAUUGAUUGAUUUGAACGCACACACUCUCGCACCUGAGCCGCGUGUCUGGUCCGGGCGAGUUGGAGUUUCGUUCAGUUCAUUGUUGUGCGAGGGUGGUGUCAGUCGUGGUGCGGUGCGUUUCGCGGUACGUCGUCGUGUUUGACAAGUGCAGACAACUGAGUGGUGCGUUACGGCGAAAGGAAGAAGAGAUGGAACAAACGCAGUUCCGGCGUGAAGGAUUAUUAGCAGUAGUAGGCAGUGGGUAGUUCCCGUUGAGUGACAACGCACGCACGUGCGGCAAGUGUUUUGUGUAUUGAAAACGGUUCCCGAGUUCCGAGGCUGACAAGUGACAGUGACAACCCCUUCGGCAGGGUGUGUACUUAGCGGUACUAAACACGUGUGUGCAUAAAACAAACGAAACAAAACCGGCUCAGCAGCAACGCUGUAUUCUGUGAUUUAGUAGCAAAAAACGUGUAGUGCAAGUAGUUUUAAUCAUGCUGUGCAGAAGUCCCCCUCCGGCGAGUCCGGCCGUGUCGGAGAUCUCCGUCGGAUCGCCGAGUCCACCUCCGGUAGACCAUCACCAUCAUCACCUCCACCACCUGUCCCUGCAUCCAGCGCAUCUUGGCGGCAGCAGCAGCAGCAGUCGAAGAUCCGCCGAAGGCGACGACUACUUCAGCCCGCUCAAGCGUCUCCGCAUGGAGCAGCCCAGUACAAGUCCCAAAUCGGACACAACGAGCCCACCCCCGCGAAUCACCCCACCAAGUCCCCCGGCACCUCCACCCGUGGCAGUUGCUCCUACCCUACCCAAGCCCGCCACCGUCGAAGGUGUCAAAUCUUUCUCGAUAGCGGACAUCCUCGGCCGGGACACCGAAAGCAGCAAUCGUGAUACUGCCCUGGCGCUCCAUCACCACCACAGUACGCUCCAGGCGGCGGCCACCAAGAUCGUGCGGCCAUGGGACCACCUCCGAGGACCCAUCCCCGUGCGACCGUUCCUACCCCCGGCCCUGCUCCACUACGAGCACCGGCUAAUGCUGGACUACAACGCCCAACUGCAGGAGCACUUUCGGGCGCACGCCCAUGCCCAGGUCCAGCUUCUCCGCCACAUGAACAUGGACAUCAUCCCCUCGGAAAGUGGAUCCGAACGGUCCAGUUCGGCGGCCAGCGGCGAUUGCUGCUCGCCCGAGAUUGGACGCACCUCGGAGCACCAGUCGUCGCAGUCGUCCUCGUCCGGAUCGGGGAACAAUAACGGCGGUGGUGGAGGUGGUGGCAAGUCUGGUCAGAAGACAACGCCCAACGGGACGCCACUGGAUGCGCUGUUCCAGAUGACCAACAAGAACUUUGACGAGGCGAACGAAGAUGGGGAGCAAUCCCAUCUGAACCUGUUCGCGAACCGGCCCCAACCAAAGAAGAAGAGGAAAUCGCGGACCGCCUUCACCAACACGCAGAUCUUCGAGCUCGAGAAGCGGUUCCUGUACCAAAAGUAUCUGUCCCCGUCGGACCGGGACGAGAUCGCGGCCGCGCUGGGCCUCUCGAAUGCGCAGGUUAUAACCUGGUUCCAGAACAGGCGCGCGAAGCUCAAGCGCGACAUGGAGGAGCUCAAGAAGGACGUCGAGACGGUCAAGGUGCUGUCCGCGCACAAGACCUUCCUCGAGAACGUCAACGACAUGAACAUCCUGAAGAAGAAGAUCAUGCACGAGGACAGCCUCAGCCCGCAGAAAUAAUACUGGCCACCCGGUGGUAGUAGUUCCCAGCGGCGUCCGGCGCCGGUGACCACUUCCACUUCCGCUCCUCCCUCGACCUCGACCUGCACCUCGAGCGGGCUGCAGGCCGUGAUCGGGGCGUGUCCUGCGACGCCGGCCGAGCAGCAGGCCGCCACCAAAACGCUGAUCAAUCUCACCACCUACGGCAGACUGCUGCAAACGAUUGCCUCCGACAAGACUUGAACCUAUCUAGAGAAACCCGCCGCCGUAGAAUGUCGCCGUUCACCAAACUCAGUGUAGCAUAUAGAGAGCGCAGGCGACGUUCCAAUUCCUAACUAUCGCUGGAGAAACCGAACCUGUGACCCGCAGAACAGGAGAGAGAGAAACGUACAGUGUUUAUAUAGUUAUUAAAGAAUCUCUAUUUUUGUUUUAAUGUUAGAGUUUUCCUAGUUUUUUUAUUCGCUUACCCGUGGUAGAUAAUUUAUUCGACUUAGUGAGGACGCCCUCAAGUCUCAACGCUCUUUCCUAGGUCGUAAGCUAGUGUAAGUCAAAGUUGUGCGUAAGCGUGUGUGAUUUUCACAAAUUUCCUGUAAAGAAUGAACCCAGUCAAACCGCACUCUGUCUUUUUGAACGUGUGCGGCAAGACGGCUACUACUACUUGUAAAUAUACGUGUAAUUCCGUUAUUCGCAACCAGAACCAGUGUAAAGUUUGUUCCUGACUCCCUGUCUCUCUCAUCGGUAGCGUUUCGUGAACCGAAAGUAAACACUCGCGUAAAUAAAAGUUUGGUAAGCCGCUUACCAGGAGGACAGUUAUUUAAUUAAAGUGGUGAACAAAAAAACGAAACGAGUGGCAAUAUUCGAUUUAAUUAAACUGUGUUGAGAAAGAGAAAGCAUAAGUCUCUCAUGUUGACAGUUUUGACAGCUUAAGAGUUGACAGAUUUAACACUUCUUACACUACACUGCACUUUUUGUACUUACCUGAAUUGCGUUCACCUCUAUCACUACUUUCCUAUGUGAUACCUCAAAUCCUACGUCCGUGUUAGGGAACCCUUCAAACCCCAAAUCCAUUUGCUUCAUUCCGCUCUCUUUCUCCGCAACGUCAUCGCACUUUUGAGAAAUCGCACUCUUCAAAGCACUUACUCGCUCGCUCUCACACACAACCACAAAAAGAAGAUAUUUUUCUCUCGCACUUACCUUCGACUGUUUUGAGGUUAUGAUGGGAUGCGUCGUGCCAGAAGCCGCCACCGUGACCGCGCGAAACUUUUUGCCGGCAAAAAUCGAGUAUUAAUUGAAAAAUGAAAUGUUAAAUAAUGUGUUUCCUAUAGUGUAAUUAAAAAGCGGCGCCCGCAAAAGUGUAGUUUAAUUAACAGUGUGAUUACCAGCAGUAGCGGCGGCGGCUUCUUGUGCGGUGUGAGAAAAUAUCUUUUCAGGGCGCACUCGGUAAACUUUUAAAUAAAAUCACUAUCUUUCCGUUGUGUUGGUGUGAUUGAGCGAGUGCUAAAAACAGAGCUUGUUGUUCCUACCGAAGGAAGCGAAACUCACAAGAAUGAUUAUUGUACAUAUUUUAACAAGUAUUGAAAACGGUCCUCGUUUUUUUUUUGUAAUUGUUUCCCGCACCAUUUGUGGACCCCUCGAAAACGAACAAAAAGGGUCUGGGCGGGGGGCGUGGAGUUAUUCAAUUUAAGAGCGCUACCGAAGCGAGAACGAACUGUCAUGUAAUUACUAUGCAAUGAACACACACAAACACACUCACUCACUCACACGAGAUGGUCUGUACUAAAGAAAUGGAGAGAAGAAGAAGCAAAAAUUAUGAUGUGUAAGAUAAAUCUUGUCCGUCGCCGCCACCGCUGCGAGUGCUGCGCGGUUCGGUGGGGGAAAUCAUUUAUGAGAUGAAAAAAUAUAAAACUAAAAUCAAAUUUAAA
Culex quinquefasciatus (southern house mosquito) is the source of this 3757-nucleotide messenger RNA. Its product is annotated as homeobox protein B-H2. Gene Ontology annotation, biological process: regulation of DNA-templated transcription. The transcript is spliced from 3 exons. The record is from RefSeq and is a predicted model, not a curated record. Bases 630 to 1856 code for a protein of 408 amino acids. Gene Ontology annotation, molecular function: DNA-binding transcription factor activity, RNA polymerase II-specific; DNA binding. NCBI's taxonomy places the organism in Eukaryota, Metazoa, Arthropoda, Insecta, Diptera, Culicidae.